CUUAUUUUUUAUUUUCUAAUAGCAUUUUUUUUACCGGUCACUUUAGUAACAUGUUUCGAACGAUGAUUUUUACGGUAUAUCUUACAAUAAACGUUUCUGCGUUGAAAAGUCAACUGGCAAACGACACGGCAUCGCCGUUUUGGAUCGAUCCUUGUGGGACGCGAAACAACGAAGAGACCGUUUCGUCCGGAGAUGUCAUAGAACGCGUGUUGGUCACGGCAAAACGCAACCAACAGUGUUUUGAUCGGUUCAAAAAGCAGUUCGUCAAGAGUUUGAUUGGCGACGAAUUCGCAAAACACUAUAAGACCUGGAGCCAUUUGAAGAACACCUGGAUGCCGGACGAUCUGCCGACAACCCCGGGGCAAUUUUUGUCGAAAUUCUGGUCGAGGGGGCGGCUGUCUUUUCCCGAAGAGCUGCCGUUCACGUACGACAUCCUGCAAAGGGUGUCUGUCGGUUUCGAAAAGCUCGCCGACGAUGCACACAAAAGCAACUCGAGUUACUUUAAACGACUGUCGGCGUGCAAAAAUUAUCUACGAGAAUUGUUGUGCGAGGUGAACGACGCGAUUUAUGAUAUGGAACAAGAGCCGUUGCCGGACGUUCAAAGAGAAGUCAUGCCAGACGACGUCCGCCACGAACAGGACGAAGGCAGGAAUGAUCUGUUGAACUCUAUUAUUUUCCGAGAUUAUAUAAUAGGCGUCGAAUAUGUAAUAUGGACUUACCGAUUUUUCAAAAUUUACGAUUUCACGCUGUCACGAGGUUUAGAAUUUAUUGGAAAAAAAAAUUCGAAAUUAGAAAAUACAAUUUAACGUGUUCAACAUUAUUUCAUUUUCGUCGAAUAAAGAUAAAUUAAUGUGGACGCUGAAAACAACGCUGUAUAAAUAAUCUACAAUUUUUUCGAUAAGUACAUCGCUGGGGUACAAAUAUCUCGCCUAUGGCAAUUUGUUGCCGUGUUGUCGGUACUGUCGUUCAGCUAAACAUUUACUAAAAUGUUAUACAUUUACACAAACCCAUUAUUAUUAUUUUUUUUU
Molecule: messenger RNA, 1028 nt
Organism: Adelges cooleyi (spruce gall adelgid)
Lineage: Eukaryota; Metazoa; Arthropoda; Insecta; Hemiptera; Adelgidae
Exons: 1
Coding region: 51-806 (251 amino acids)
Source: RefSeq, a predicted model, not a curated record